GAAACAUUGUCACUGCGCAUGCGCACCAACGUCAGCUCCACCCGGAAGUGCGUCUGAGCGGCAGAGAUGGAGGGAGUUUGAAAUGGGUUUAAUUUUUCUCAAAUUUGAUAUUUUCUGGAUUCAUUCUCGUGUGUUUCGCCGGAAAACGCAAUGAUUUUAUUUCGCGCAACAGCUGAAGUCAUAUUUUGAAGUUAAAGGACUGGACCGGUGAUGUCAGCGGAGCCUGAUGUCCGUGUGGCUCCUGAACCCCUGCGGCUCGAUCCGGUCCGCACCGCAGAACUGGUCUGCCCCGAUCUGGACCUGUCCCUGACUCUGACCCCGGAGCGACCGGCAGACCGCCGCCAUCGCCAGGUGCGUUUCAAUGUGAGUCCGCAGCGCAGCGCUCGUUCAGAGCGGGAUCCGGCCGUCAUCACGCUGAUCCCAGAACCCAGAAAUCAACCCACGGCCCACAAACCUCGACACAAAGACAAGCUCGGUCAUGGAUCAGCGCUGGUGACGGAGGGGGCGGAGCUAAACACCACCCUGGCUCUGAGGGCGGAGCUUGAGGAAGUGGAGAGCCAGGUGUUUGAUCCUGAGAAAGCUGUGAAAGAGAAACUGCUGAGUUCAAGCCUCACGAAGAACCACAUCAGCAGCAAAGCAGCGGAGGGCCUGAACUUCCCUCGCUCGCAGCACCUGUACCGGGCCUUAGUCAGCGUCAGCCUAUCACGCGAUCAGCUCAUCAGCCAGGCGCUGCAGGAUAGGCCAGCGCUGGCCCCGCCCACUGCCACACUGACCAAUAAGUCUCAGCCACUAGAGGCUCCUGAUCUGCUGCAGUUCUACAGUCCUGACAAGAUGCUCAGAGAGACUCCGCUGUUGCCAGGCGACCGCAUCCCUUUGCCCCGCCCACGGCCUGUGCCUAGACCCGCCCACACAACCUUUCACCUACAUCAUCGCCACAAACUCUGGGAGUCAUGAACUCUGUGUGUGUGUGUGUGUGUGUGCGUGUGUGUGUGUGUGUGUGUGUGCGUGUGUGUG
This is a messenger RNA of Onychostoma macrolepis, 1014 nucleotides long. It is a transcript of the gene ppp1r35, whose product is annotated as protein phosphatase 1, regulatory subunit 35. NCBI's taxonomy places the organism in Eukaryota, Metazoa, Chordata, Actinopteri, Cypriniformes, Cyprinidae. Bases 211 to 954 code for a protein of 247 amino acids. Gene Ontology annotation, molecular function: phosphatase binding. The transcript is spliced from 6 exons. Gene Ontology annotation, biological process: negative regulation of phosphatase activity. The record is from RefSeq and is a predicted model, not a curated record.